AUGGAUAGGGGCAUCUGUUAUGGAUCCCAGGGCUACCUGAAAAGGGACUGUUAUGGAUCCCAGGGCUACCUGAAAAGGGACUGUUAUGGAUCGCAGGGCUACCUGAAAAGGGACUGUUAUGGAUCCCAGGGCUACCUGAAAAGAGACUGUUAUGGAUCCCAGGGCUACCUGAAAAGGGACGCUUAUGGAUCCCAGGGCUACCUGAAAAGGGACUGUUAUGGAUCCCAGGGCUACCUGAAGAGGGACUGUUAUGGAUCGCAGGGCUACCUGAAAAGGGACUGUUAUGGAUCCCAGGGCUACCUGAAAAGGGACUGUUAUGGAUCCCAGGGCUACCUGAAAAGGGACUGUUAUGGAUCCCAGGGCUACCUGAAAAGGGACUGUUAUGGAUCCCAGGGCUAUCUAAAAAAGGACUGUUAUGGAUCCCAGGGCUACCUGAAAAGGGACUGUUAUGGAUCCCAGGGCUACCUGAAAAGGGACUGUUAUGGAUCCCAGGGCUAUCUAAAAAAGGACUGUUAUGGAUCCCAGGGCUACCUGAAAAGGGACGCUUAUGGAUCCCAGGGCUACCUGACGAGGGACUGUUUUGGCUUACGGUAA
Messenger RNA from Oncorhynchus mykiss (rainbow trout), 594 nucleotides. The record is from RefSeq and is a predicted model, not a curated record. NCBI's taxonomy places the organism in Eukaryota, Metazoa, Chordata, Actinopteri, Salmoniformes, Salmonidae.